GCGGGCGGGAGCGGCGAGCACGCGGGGGGCGAAGCGGGAGGCGGCGAGGGCGGCGGACGUGAAGGUGGCGGCGGGGAGGGCGGCGGCGGGGACGGCGGCGGCGGCGACGGUGGCGGCGGCGAAGGUGGAGGCGGGCUGGGUGGGGGCGGCGAAGGAGGCGGCGGCGAAGGAGGCGGCGGCGAAGGCGGAGGCGGUGACGGUGGCAGAGGCGACGGCGGCGGUGGCGAGGGCGGUGGCGGGCUCGGCGGAGGAGGCGAAGGGGGUGGCGGCGAGGGGGGUGGCGGGCUCGGAGGCGGCGGCAACGGCGGUGGAGGUGAAGGCGGUGGUGGCGAUGGGGGCGGCGGAGAGGGCGGUGGUGGGGACGGUGGUGGCGGGGAUGGAGGCGGCGGGCUCGGCGGCGGCGGCGAGGGCGGCGGCGGUGAAGGCGGCGGUGGGCUUGGAGGCGGCGGCGAGGGCGGCGGCGGUGACGGCGGGGGUGGGCUGGGCGGAGGCGGCGACGGUGGCGGCGGGCUCGGCGGAGGCGGGGACGGAGGUGGCGGCUUCGGAGGUGGGGGCGAUGGCGGCGGUGGGGACGGAGGUGGCGGUGAAGGCGGAGGCGGGCUCGGCGGCGGUGGCGAGGGCGGCGGCGGCGAGGGCGGCGGCGGCGAGGGCGGCGGCGGGGAAGGGGGUGGCGGCGAAGGAGGUGGGGGCGACGGCGGUGGGGGCGAUGGCGGCGGUGGGGACGGAGGUGGCGGUGAAGGCGGAGGCGGGCUCGGCGGCGGCGGGGACGGAGGCGGUGGGGAUGGCGGCGGCGGCGAGGGCGGCGGCGGGCUCGGCGGAGGCG
Messenger RNA from Emiliania huxleyi CCMP1516, 823 nucleotides. RefSeq lists its product as hypothetical. The record is from RefSeq and is a predicted model, not a curated record. The transcript is spliced from 2 exons. The annotation marks the transcript as partial. Lineage: Eukaryota; Haptophyta; Isochrysidales; Noelaerhabdaceae.